AUGCUACGUGUGUGUCACGUGGCCACGAUGACCUGCAAGCUCCUAAGUCAUCUCUGCCAUACCACUCCCCUUUGCGAGCCACAGCCAUGUCACUCGUCGGCCAGGCUCUUCCCUGUAUUCAUCUCAUGCCACCCAUUAAUCAAAUGCCUGCCUCCAUAUGUGCCAACCAACUGA
Molecule: messenger RNA, 174 nt
Organism: Heterobasidion irregulare TC 32-1
Lineage: Eukaryota; Fungi; Basidiomycota; Agaricomycetes; Russulales; Bondarzewiaceae
Exons: 1
Coding region: 1-174 (57 amino acids)
Source: RefSeq, a predicted model, not a curated record